UUCAUGUAUAUUCGAAUACCAUUGUGCAAGAAUAGACAAUUCUCCACAUUCCACACACCAUGCUAGAAUACAUCCGAGGUCCAACGAAAAUCACAAACGUCUUUACAUGUCUACGAGGAACAGCGUUUGAACCUGAAAUAGAUGCUGCUAUUAGGACGCUUAUUGACGCGUGUUUUGUUGUUUAAAGGAGAUGCUUAAAAAUUGGUUUUUUGUUUCAGCGUUAAUGUUAUGCCGUACAAGGAUUCUUGCAACUAAUGAAAAACAAAACAAACAUGUUCAAGAUAAGAAUCAAUUGCCAACUAAACAAAAACAAAUAAAACAUUAAUAUUAUUAAUAAUAAUAAGAGACAAACAAGAAGAUAACACCUAGAAAUGAAAGAGGUUCAGUUUCAAUGAUGUUGUCUCAUUGUCAAUCAUUUCUAUAAAACAAUUAGCUUAAAAUUUAUGCACUUUUUAAAUCAUGUAUUAUGAUGAAUAUUCUACUGGCCUGCGUCCUUGUUCAUGAUAUUAUAACUCAAUUUUCUUAACUAUAUAUGAAAAGUUUACGUCUCGAAGUAAUUAGUCCAAGAUGUGGAAGCUCAAGUAUUCAGAAAGCAAAGAGGGUGAAGAGUUUGUUACAAGUGUGAAUAAUCACACCGGAAGACAAUAUUGGGAGUUUGAUCAACAUGCUGGAGCUGAACAAGAACGAGCUCAAGUGGAACAAGCUCAAAAACUAUUUUAUGAUAAUCGUUUCGUAAAUAAAAACAGUUCUGAUCUCAUAAUGAGACUCCAGUUUGAGAGGGAAAAAGGUUUAAAGAUGAAACUAGAUAACAAUAAGGUGAAGAAAAUGAAGAAGGUGGAAUUAGAAGAUGUGAUAAGUGAAGAAAUAGUAAGAAAGACACUGAAAAAAGCAUUGAGAUGUUACUCAAAGCUGCAAACUGAGGAUGGUUUCUGGCCAGGUGACUAUGGUGGUCCGUUGUUUCUUAUGCCUUCUUUGGUGAUAGGAUUAUGGGUAACUGGUGCCCUUAAUGCAGUGUUAACCUUAGAACAUCAAACCGAAAUGAGACGCUAUCUCUUUAACCACCAGAACAAAGAUGGAGGGUGGGGAUUGCAUAUAGAAGGUCCCAGCACAAUGUUUGGCACAGUUAUGAGCUAUGUAGCAUUGAGAUUACUCGGAGAAGAGGUCGACGGUGGAGACGGGUCCAUCGAAAUAGCAAGAAAAUGGAUUCUUAAUCGAGGCGGCGCCACUUCCAUUCCUUCAUGGGGAAAACUAUGGCUUUCAGUACUUGGAGUAUAUGAAUGGAGUGGAGUGAAACCAAUCCCUCCAGAAAUAUGGCUUCUUCCCUACUUUGUUCCUUUCCAUCCAGGAAAAAUGUGGUGUCACACUCGACUUGUAUACCUACCGAUGUCCUAUUUAUACGGUAGACGAUUUGUGGGACCUUUCAGUGCCAUUGUUUUAUCUCUUAGAAAAGAGCUAUAUACGUUACCUUAUCAUAUACUUGAUUGGCACCAUGCUAAAUACCUAUGUGCUAAAGAAGAUUUGUAUCAUCCAUCUCCAAUCAUACAGAAUAUUUUAUGGCCUUUUCUUGACAAUCUUGCUGAACCUCUUCUCAUGCAUUGGCCCUACUCUAAACUAAGGAACAAAGCACUUAAUCAUGUUAUGAAACAUAUUCACUACGAGGAUCAAAACACUAACUAUAUCUGUCUUGGUCCUGUUAACAAGGUACUAAACAUGAUUUGUUGUUGGUUGGAGAACCCUGAUUCUGAGGCAUUUAAGUAUCACAUUUCAAGAAUCAAAGAUUAUCUAUGGCUGGCUGAGGAUGGAAUGAAAAUGCAGGGAUAUAAUGGUUCUCAGAAUUGGGAUGUUGCUCUAUCUGUUCAAGCUAUCAUAGCGACUAAACUUGAUCAUGAAUACGGUUCCAUGCUUAAGAGAGCUAAUAAUUUCUUAAAACUCUCACAGGUAAGAAUGAAUAGGUCUGGUGAUAGUAAUAGCUGGUAUCGCCACAUUUCGAAAGGUGGUUGGCCUUUCUCAACUCAAGACAAUGGUUGGUCUGUAUCAGAUUGCACUGCAGAGGGCUUGAAGGCAGCCAUUUUGUUAUCAAACUUGUCAUUUGAAACUGUUGGGAACGCAGUGGAAACAGAACAGCUCUGCGAUGCAGUUUAUUUUAUUUUAUCCCUGCAGAAUGGAAAUGGUGGAUUUGCAUCCUAUGAGCUCACAAGAUCUUAUGCAUGGAUGGAGAAAAUAAAUCCAACAGAAACAUUUGAAGAUAUCACCAUUGAUUAUCAGUAUGUAGAAUGCACAUCAGCAGCGAUUCAAAGUCUCACCUUAUUCAAUCAACGAUAUCCGUGGCACAGGAAGGCGGAAAUAGAGACCUGCAUAGCUAAGGCCGCAAACUUCAUCGAAAGCAUACAGCUAGCGGAUGGCUCAUGGUAUGGAUCAUGGGGAGUAUGCUUUACAUAUGGGACAUGGUUUGGAAUAAGUGGGCUUAUAGCUGCAGGUAAGAGGUACAAUGAUAGCAAAAGCAUAAGAAAGGCAUGUGAGUUUUUGCUUUCAAAACAACACAAGGUUUCAGGUGGGUGGGGUGAGAGCUAUCUCUCAUGCCAAUACAAGGUAUACACAAAUCUAGAAGGAGACAAGUCUCAUGUAGUGAACACUGCUUGGGCUAUGUUGGCACUUAUUGAAGCAGGCCAGGCUGAGAGAGAUCCGGAUCCAUUGCAUCGUGCGGCCAAGGUUCUGAUUAAUUCACAAAUGGAAAACGGGGAGUUUCCUCAACAGGAAAUAAUGGGAAACUUCAACAAGAAUUGUACUAUCAAUUACUCAGCAUACAGAAACAUUUUUCCCAUAUGGGCUCUUGGUGAAUAUCGAAGUCGGGUACUGAACAAAGAGUCGAGAGCAACUGUAUAAUAAUGAGCUACACAAGUGGCGGUAAAUAAAAUAAAGCAGGAGGCAAAUAAAAAGGACAAUAAGAGGUGCAAAGUUUAUGUUGAAUAAAACAAAUAGUGUGAAAUGUAAAUUUGAAUAUAAUUGAUGUGAAAUAUGUGAUACAAAAAUUGUGAUCCUAUGAGGAUGAGAAGACCAUGUUACAAGAAUUCCUUGAUGAGAUUCCCCAUUACUACACUAAACCAUAACUAGUGAUUAUUCAGAAAAACAUUGCUUGAUCAACAAUUACAUUACUGAGCUUGACAUGAUGCAGCAGUGAGUGGUUAAACUCCUGAUAAAGGAUUAACUUGAUAUGAAAGUGCAAGCUUCCACAAAUCGACCAAAGCCUUUUUCGUCGCAAUCACAUGUAUUCUUACAACCCUAAACAUGUCCCAAACAAGAACAACUCACAAGCUCUAAAUCCCAAUCUAGCAUACUAUUGGUGAAAGUUUGCAUCUUGAGAGUGUAUUUAUCUUAAAAUCUCAUAUUUAAAUUCCGC
This is a messenger RNA of Vicia villosa (hairy vetch), 3397 nucleotides long. RefSeq names its product cycloartenol synthase 2-like. The record is from RefSeq and is a predicted model, not a curated record. The coding region runs from base 568 to 2883 and encodes 771 amino acids. Lineage: Eukaryota; Viridiplantae; Streptophyta; Magnoliopsida; Fabales; Fabaceae. Gene Ontology annotation, cellular component: lipid droplet. Gene Ontology annotation, biological process: triterpenoid biosynthetic process. Gene Ontology annotation, molecular function: intramolecular transferase activity. The transcript has 16 exons.